AUGCACCUAUGGCGUAUAGCAGCAAAUUGCUUACCUACUAAAGCUUGUUUAGCUAGAUUCUGUGAUUUAGAUGAUGUCCUUUGCCCUCUUUGCAAGGAUGUUGAAGAAUCUAGCCUCUAUAUUUUUAUCUCUUGCCCCUUUAUGAGAGCUAUUUGGUUUAACUCCCAAUGGGGACUAAGGUUAGAAAAUCUGAACUUAAACUCUCCUUCUCAUCUCAUUGGUGUCUUCCUUAAUCCUCCCGCUGAAGCUAAUAUUGAGGGAGUCAAGAGGGGUGAAUUCUUAUUGUUUGGGACUGUUAUUUGUGAAGCGAUUUGGAGAGCUAGAAACCAAGCUAUCUUUGAAGGCAAAGAAACUAAUCCAAUUGAGCUCUGCCAGAAAGUUGAUAAGACCAUAGUUGAGCACAGAAUGUCCAUAGCAUUCCAUUCAGGCUUCCAAUUGCUGAAACCAGUACAAAGGUGGAAGAAACCACCUAGAGAUUCAAUCAAGAUAAAUGUUGAUGCUACUUUCAAGGAUGGUAACUCCUCCAUUGUAGUGGUUGCUAGAGAUUGGAGAGGAGAAGUGGUUUUUGCUUGUGCUAAGAGAGUAUAUUCCAACCUCCCUCUUCAGGCAAAAGCAGAAGCCAUUAAAUGGGCCUUAAGUUUAGAUAAAAGUCUUGAAGUAGCUGCUAUAAUUGUGGAGAGUGACUCCAAAGACUGUGUAGACGCACUAGUACGUUCUGGCAAACAAGUUCCCUGGAGAAUUAAAGGUAUUUGCAAUGAAAUUCUCAACUUGAUUUCGCUUAUUCAUGGCUGUCAUGUUACCUGGAUCCUUAGGGGGGCAAAUAAAGCAGCUCACUCUCUAGCUAAGUGGUCAUUUUUGAACAAUGUUUUUGGAUCUUUUGAUGUUGGUUUCGACCCUCCUUGUUUUGAGAUUAUCAUUAAGGAUGAGGCUCUUGUAUCCUCUUUGUAG
Molecule: messenger RNA, 948 nt
Organism: Quercus robur (English oak)
Lineage: Eukaryota; Viridiplantae; Streptophyta; Magnoliopsida; Fagales; Fagaceae
Exons: 1
Coding region: 1-948 (315 amino acids)
Molecular function (GO): RNA-DNA hybrid ribonuclease activity; nucleic acid binding
Source: RefSeq, a predicted model, not a curated record